This is a messenger RNA of Hyposmocoma kahamanoa, 1446 nucleotides long. RefSeq names its product dynein regulatory complex protein 9-like. The record is from RefSeq and is a predicted model, not a curated record. Lineage: Eukaryota; Metazoa; Arthropoda; Insecta; Lepidoptera; Cosmopterigidae. Gene Ontology annotation, biological process: cilium organization. Bases 119 to 1372 code for a protein of 417 amino acids. Gene Ontology annotation, molecular function: protein binding. The transcript has 9 exons. Gene Ontology annotation, cellular component: motile cilium; cytoplasm.
GCCUUAUUAACAUGAUUUUGUAAUUUAGUUAUAUAGAAUACUUGAACCUUUUUAUUUUUACGUCAAAUUACACACAAUUCAAUUUUAAAGUUGUUAAAGUCGAAAUUUAACAACAAUUAUGCCGAAACAGACCAGGUAUAGAAGCGCGUCAGACAAUUUUUACAGCCCCAGUGAAGGUAUGAUUCAAACUGAGUUUUUAACUAAGCCCGAUAAAGAUUCAAAUACAAGUAAUCAACCAUCGUCGUGGACUCAGUCUGACUUUCAUAGUGAGUUUCGUCCAACCUCAACUUCCAUUAUAACAACAGAAGUGGAGAUCACACAAACUUUUCCUCUUGAAAUAUCGUACCUCCAUUCUGCCUUAUUUGCUACUGUAUUGGAAGAUACACUCAUAAAGUUGUCUAUUCUUGUGGACUCCGGUACACAGAUCCUAAUAAAUAACCUAAAGCAAAGCAUGGAUGAGAAAUGGGCAAAGAAGUUCGGAGUAGAACCGGGACCGAUUAAAAAAGACGAGUUAUCAGGGGUUACUUAUAAAAACUUACAUUUCGAGGAGUUCAAACUUGAUAAGUUGGAUAAGGACAGGGCGUUCUUUGCUGAAGUUAUUGGUUCGACGUAUUUGGAUUUAGCACUACGAUUGAACUUUUCUAAGCUCAAGAGAUACAUCUUGGGAAUGCAGCAGGUUAUGAAUUUCUACGAAGUAAUCCUUGAAGAGGAACUCAAGAAUAGAUCGAUUAUCAAAGAACUCCGCAAACAACUACGCCAACAGCGUGUGCAGAACAAAACAUUGAUUUACGAUGCAAUGGUUAAACAAGAUACUUUAGAGAAGAAGAUCGAAGAUGCCGAGAUAACAGCGGAAACGAGUGCUCGACAAGUGGGAUAUUGGGAGGGCGCGCGCCGAGAGCAAAAUCUGGAGAAGAUACGCCAAACGGAAGAAUAUUACGAGGACAACAUCGCUUUGUUCAAGGAUAAACAAGAGCAAGAACAGCGAGUGCAUGCAGAGAUCGAAACUUUUGUUACUAUUGCGACUAGGGAUAUAAUGGACCAAGUUGAGUUCUGGAUGGCAAAAUAUGAAAAAGACGUGGAACAAAUCGAUUUGAAGCUUCAAAUCAAGAGGAAUUAUUACCUUGGCAUGGUAGACAAGAGGGAGGCUAUGGAACAGACGAUUGAAGAACGUAACAAUAAAAUGGAAGCGUGGGUUCAGGUAAAAUCCAACCGCAAAUCAGAGGGAGAAUACAUGCAGAAGAUAAUACAGUCCGCAAUCAUUGUUCAGGCUUGGUGGAGAGGUUUAUUAGUGCGGAAGCGGUUGGGACCAUAUAGACCGUCAAAGAAGAGGAUGUCAAUAACAUUAGACAAACUUGCUAAGAAGCGGAUAUAAUACUUACAUUUUGUUAGCUGUAUAUUUAUAUUUCCCUUUUACAAUAAAUUGCGAAUAAUAAAAUCUUAGAGAUC